This is a messenger RNA of Ectocarpus sp. CCAP 1310/34, 1201 nucleotides long. NCBI's taxonomy places the organism in Eukaryota, Phaeophyceae, Ectocarpales, Ectocarpaceae. The record is from the annotation of a GenBank genome assembly.
AUGGGGUCCCUGACCGAGGAAGUGACGAUCACCGGAGACGUUGCUGACGCUCCUAUCGCGCAUUUCGCCAAGAUUAAGGCCUCCUUGGUGGAGCCCCCGCGUCACCCCGCACAUAUGUCUUUCGAGUCAUGGAGGAAGGUUUACAGGGCGCAGCCUUGGCUAGCGGCGCAAACCCAGGCAGAAAACAAGAGAAAGGCGGCCAGAGCGAGCACCAUUGAGGGUCUUGAGGAAAUGCGAGCGGUGGUUGCUGCUGCGAAGAGCCAGGAGGCGUUCGCCGCAAAGGAGGUCGCUUCUCUCAAGGCCGAGAUGGAGGCCUUUCAGAAACGCUUGGCGUUCAAGCGCUCGGGCGCUCCCGAAGAUGCUGCUCAAGAGCCGCUGUCGGACGAUGACCGAAUCCGUAUGGAGAUCGAUCUGGCGAAGACUAAGGAGAAGCUGGAGGAUCGAGAGGAACGGCUUGAGAGAAGAAGGAAGGCCAACUCUCAUAAAAACGAAGAGCUGAAAAAAAAGGAGGCGGACCUCGAAGCGGAAAUCACGGCAGAGGAGGAAAGACAUUCCAGGCAAGCUGCAGCAAUGAGCGCUUUCCGGGGCGCCGAGAGAGAUGACACGGCGGCCCAGUUCGGGAAGGACCACGCCGACGCGGCCGUGGAGAGAAUGAAGCACCGCAUUGAGAAGCUGAAGGCAAUACAGGACAGUCUCAGCGACAAGACCGAGAAGCAGAAGGGGAAGAAAAAAGGGUUCAUGGGCACAAUGGUGGAGUUUGCUCUUGGCACUGAGAGGGAAGGUGACGAUGACAAUGAGGCACAAGAGUUGGACUACGCCGAACAGACUCAGCUUAUCGCCAAGAAGGCCAAGCUCGCAUUGGUGAACCGGCAACUAGAAGAGCUCAAGAGGGCCAAGAAAACUGUCUCCUUGGAUUACGCGUCUGCGGACGCCCAGCUCAUGCUUGCCGAGGGAAAGGGAAGCGAAAACUUUGGACAACCGAUCGAGAAAGGACAAACGGGGGCGAGAAAGUACGCAACACCAAAGCAAGAGCCAGUCUCAAGGGGAUUGAGUGGGCGAACGGAUAGAAGAAAGGAGCAAUAGCCAGUCUCAAAAUAAUCGAGAGGGCGAGCUAGAAACAUAGAGAAGCAAUAGCCACCAGUCUCAAAAUAGAUCGAGAGGGCGAGCGAGAAACACAAAGACAAACAUCCAUGUACACAAA